Owenia fusiformis is the source of this 1209-nucleotide messenger RNA. NCBI's taxonomy places the organism in Eukaryota, Metazoa, Annelida, Polychaeta, Sabellida, Oweniidae. The record is from the annotation of a GenBank genome assembly.
GAAGUGUUCAAAAAUUCAGAAAACUAGAUACUUCUAUAAUGCUGACAGUAUGAUGUGUGAGGAGUUCUGUGGUGAAGGAUUAAACAACUUUGAGAGUAAAGAGAUCUGUGAAAAAACAUGUGAUGCAUGUUCACAACCUAAAGUGAUCGGUCCAUGUAAAGCAGCUUUUCCCCGUUACUUCUAUAACAGUGAGAUGGAACAGUGUAAGAAGUUCACAUAUGGAGGAUGCGGAGGCAACAAGAACAAUUUCCAAACGGAAGAUCAGUGUGAAAUACAUUGUAAGCCUACAUGUGAAUACUACUGCCGAAGAUGUGUGAAUGCUAAAAAGCUUUUGACAAAGUGCAGUGGCUGCAAACAAAGGAAAAUGAGAGGAUAUACAAAAUGUGCAGCGUGCGUUAAGAGUGGAAAAGGAAAAUAUGCCAAAUUAAACUACCAAUGUUUCAACUGCAUGAAUUAAGCACUAACCUUUACUUUACUGUUUCAAAUUAAAAUUCAAUAAAGAUCAACCUUACCAUUAUAUUUAUACAUGAUGUUUCUUAAAAAGCCUAUCCUCAUCUUAUAAGCUUAACAUUUUGAAAGUGAUUUGUUUAAACUAAAAAACUAAAAGAUUGAAGACUCUGAAUCUUUAUGUUUAAAGGACAUAAGCAACAUGGACCUUGUGACUUUGAUAUUGGACCCUGCUGUCCCACAUCAUUUUAGGCUAAAUGGUAUGCCUUGUACAUAUCUGCAACUAUUCAUGAUGUCCUAGUAUUGCUCUUCUUGUUGUCAUUGUAGGCUUGCUUGACAGCAUAUAUAUAGCUUGCUUUUACACAGUUAUGUUUGCUUGACAAUGCUGCAGCUGGCUUGAUAUAUAAACUUCCCAUAUCUUGUACAGUAUGCUGUAUACACCAACAACCUGACAUCCAAACAAUGCAAUUCAGAUCCCCCAGUGUCAGAAGUAUCUGUUCAUUGUGGGUUGCUGUAACAAAUUAUGCCAAAACAUUCAUUUAAGCAAUGGUGAAAGUUCAUGUAUUGAGCCAACCAAAAGUGCAAACAUUUUUAUUAUGCAAGAAAUGCAAGUUUUUAUUUAUCACAUUCUCUGUAUUUUGUAUUCAUGCAAAGUUUUUAUUCUUCAUUCUCUGUAUUAUGUUUCUUAGUAAGAAAGCUGCUGUAUAUGACAAUGUUAACCACUAUUACCUAAAAUAAAAUGUUCAACUCUUGAUGACAAAA